AUGGUGAAGUUCUCUCUAUGGAAGAAGAACCGCGCUCAGACCACGACUGACAUAGUCCCAGUGGAGCAGAUCCACAUCCACCCACACUACAACGGUCAAACGUACGAAAACGACAUUGCUCUGGUGGAGCUGAAGAAGCUGCCAUUCAAGCAGGAGUGUUUCCGUGAGAAUCCGGCUGUGCGCCCCGUUUGUGUGCCCUGGACCCCCCAUCUAUUCCAGCCCAACCACACCUGCAGCAUCUCAGGUUGGGGACGCACUGCAGAAGGUAAAGCUGCUAAGGUCCUGCUGUGGGCGAACGUCUCCCUGAUCCCAGACUGUGAGCGGUUUUAUGAAGACCGCUUCAAACCAGGCAUGAUGUGUGCGGGGGAUCUGGAUGGCUCUGUGGACUCGUGUCAGGGGGACAGCGGGGGGCCUCUGGUGUGCGAGGAUGCGCUUGGAGUGUCGUAUCUCUGGGGCAUUGUGAGCUGGGGCGACAAGUGUGGAGAGCCGGGCCACCCUGGGGUCUACACACAGGUGGCACAUUUCUUCGAGUGGAUUCGAAGCGUCACUUCAUGGCCUCUUGUCACAAAGUUCAAUUCUUGA
This is a messenger RNA of Knipowitschia caucasica, 582 nucleotides long. NCBI's taxonomy places the organism in Eukaryota, Metazoa, Chordata, Actinopteri, Gobiiformes, Gobiidae. The record is from the annotation of a GenBank genome assembly.